Kwoniella botswanensis is the source of this 1008-nucleotide messenger RNA. Its product is annotated as pyridoxal 5'-phosphate synthase, synthase subunit Pdx1. Gene Ontology annotation, biological process: pyridoxine biosynthetic process; pyridoxal 5'-phosphate biosynthetic process; amino acid metabolic process. The transcript is spliced from 10 exons. Gene Ontology annotation, molecular function: amine-lyase activity. The record is from RefSeq and is a predicted model, not a curated record. Lineage: Eukaryota; Fungi; Basidiomycota; Tremellomycetes; Tremellales; Cryptococcaceae. The coding region runs from base 1 to 1008 and encodes 335 amino acids.
AUGUCAUCGGAACCUACCAUCGUACCUUCCUCUGCACCCAAUGGGUCUGUACCCGUCUCUCAAGGUGGUACUUCCACUCCACUGUUAGGUAGUAGAGGUGGACCUGCGGGCAGUGGUGGGGCUGGAGGAAGUUUUGGAGUGAAAUCGGGUCUAGCCCAGAUGUUGAAGGGAGGUGUCAUUAUGGAUGUCAUGAACGUCGAACAGGCCAAGAUCGCUGAAGAAGCUGGUGCUUGUGCUGUUAUGGCAUUAGAGAGAAUCCCAGCGAACAUCAGAAGAGAUGGAGGUGUCGCAAGAAUGUCCGACCCAGGAAUGAUCAAGGAGAUCAUGGAAGCCGUCUCAAUCCCCGUCAUGGCAAAAGUCAGAAUCGGGCAUUUCGUAGAAGCUCAGAUCUUACAAUCAGUCGGUGUGGAUUAUAUCGAUGAAUCCGAAGUUCUCACUAUGGCAGAUGAUCAACAUCACAUUGGUAAACACUCAUUCAAGGUUCCUUUCGUAUGUGGGUGUAAGAACUUGGGUGAGGCUCUUAGAAGAAUCUCUGAAGGUGCUGCCAUGAUUCGAACCAAGGGUGAAGCCGGUACUGGAGAUGUCGUAGAAGCCGUCAAACACCAGCGUGCAGUUAUGGCAGAUAUCAGAAAGGCAGCUUCCAUGUCUGACGAGGAGCUAUACGCUUUCGCUAAAGAGCUUUCGGCACCUUAUCAUCUGUUGAAGGAGACCGCUAGGUUGAAGAGAUUACCUGUUGUUUCCUUCGCUGCUGGUGGUGUAGCUACCCCAGCCGAUGCUGCUAUGAUGAUGCAAUUGGGUUGUGAUGGUGUCUUCGUCGGUUCUGGUAUUUUCUUAUCUGGUGAUCCCGCCAAAAGAGCCAGAGCGAUCGUCCAAGCCGUUACGCACUACAACAACCCUGCUGUCUUGGCUGAAGUAUCUACGGAUCUAGGUGACGCUAUGGUCGGUAUCAGCACAUCGACUGAGGGCGAGAACAUCAAAGGUGGACGAAUGGCAGGUAGAGGGAACUAA